Messenger RNA from Kogia breviceps (pygmy sperm whale), 541 nucleotides. It is a transcript of the gene YIPF7, whose product is annotated as Yip1 domain family member 7. NCBI's taxonomy places the organism in Eukaryota, Metazoa, Chordata, Mammalia, Artiodactyla, Physeteridae. The record is from RefSeq and is a predicted model, not a curated record.
GAUGACAAACUUGGAACAAUUUGACUACGACUUCUACCAAUCUAAUUAUAACAUUGAUAAUCAGGAGCAGAGUUAUAAUGAUUCUAAUGCCUAUGGAAAUCUUUAUGGAUCUAGAAAACAACAAGCCAGUGAGCAGCCUCAGCCUGCCUUCGUCCCACCAGAGAUGCUCGUGUCAUCAAGUAAUGCGGGGCAAUUCUUUCAGCCAGCAUCCAACCAGGAUUAUUAUUCACCAUCUUCUUACAUUGACAGUUUUGAUGAAGAGCCUCUUUUACUAGAAGAACUUGGAAUUAAUUUUGAUCACAUAUGGCAAAAAACCUUGACAGUGUUAAACCCACUGAAGCCAGCAGAUGGCAGCAUUAUGAAUGAAACAGACCUCACUGGGCCCAUCCUGUUCUGUGGGGUCCUAGGAGUUUCCCUAGUUCUGGUAAUGGACAGCACCAAGUACCAGAUUUUAAUGCAAGUCCUUUCAAAUGUCAUUUUUGAAGAGGUUUUUGUAAAUACGGAAGAAAGUAUAUCACUUUAUGAAGUGAAAAUUGUUUGA